Durusdinium trenchii is the source of this 1578-nucleotide messenger RNA. NCBI's taxonomy places the organism in Eukaryota, Dinophyceae, Suessiales, Symbiodiniaceae. The record is from the annotation of a GenBank genome assembly.
AUGGAUAUGCACGGGGCUUAUGCAUAUGGCUCGGGCUCAUAUGGUGCCAGGGGAGGCGUUGUGAUCGCCGGCGACCGCGGUGGGGUCGCAGGCGCCGAGGUCGAUCCAUGUGGUGAAUGCUUUUUUGAAGCUGACCCUGCCACUUUGCAAACCGAAGAGAAAUGGGUCUAUGUGGGUGAUGGACGCGGGAGCUAUGCUCAGGCUACUCAAAUGCAGAUGGUGGGCCAUGGACAGGGCUCGUUCGAGAAGCAGACACAUGCUCAAGUGACAGGUUACAGGUGCCGUGCUUGCUGUGUGGCGCUGGGUUGCUUCCUUUUCAUCCUUGCUCUUCUUCUACCCAUUGGUUUUGCCAACAACUGGUGGAUGACUUCCUUUGACGCGCCGAAUCAGUGCAUGACAACCUACUCACCUGCCUUCAUGGCACGGACAGAUGCAGGCGCCGUGUCUAUUCGCCAGACUUGUUGUGCCCAGGGGUAUGCUCACUUUUGUGUGGCUGCGGUUGCUCCAAGGCCUCAGACACUUGUGGUGCAUGAUCAGUACUACACUCAGGUGAAGGACGUGCCGGUUCCCCACACCGUGCCGGUGCCUAUUCCUGCUCCACCACGCAAAGUGAUCACACACAAAUUGAUGGUGCACACACAUGCCUACGAUUGUGACUCAGGCCUGACCGACUACAAGCAUACGUGGACCCCAAAGAAGCAGCGCUACUGCUGCUACCUGCGGCACAUUGCUUGCCACACCAAGGUGACUUACAGACCCCAUUACCACACCAUCACGAAGGUCAAGCACAUCACAGUACCCGUUCAUGUGCCUAUCCCAGCACCUCCAGCUGCGGUCGUCAACAAGGUGGUGAAUGUGCCGAUCCAUGAUCCACCAAAGGUCAUCAAAGUGCCGGUGCCUGGCAAACCUCAUGUGGUCCCAAAGUAUUUGCACAAGAAGGUGCCGGUGCCUGUGCCGCAGCCUACUCCACCGAAGUAUCACACUGUGCGUGUGCCUGUGAAGAUCAGAGACCCCGGAAAAACCAUCAAGGUGCCAGUCCAGAUGCCACCAAGAACCAUAGUGAAGAAUCGAGUCAUUUACAAGACCCGUCAUGUGAAGGUUCAACACAUCUAUGACUGCAAUGCAGGCUACAGCAAUUGGCAUUCGGGUUGGUCUUCGGCCAAGAAGUCCUGGUGCUGCAGUCACGAGAGCAAAGGGUGCCCAGGCGACCACUCAGGUCACCUUACAAAGACAGUUGUCACGCAUGUCACAUCGCACAUGGGACCUGAGUACUACAGUCAUCACUACAGCACCGGUCAUACCACGGGUCACUACCACUACCACUCCUAUCACUCAAGCCCUGCGACCGUUGUCCACCAUGUUCACCACUACCACUACGGGUCUGUUGGCAAUGCGGGCUACCACAGUGGAACAACUGGAUAUCACAGCGGCGCCACUGGGUACCACAGCGGAACCACUGGGUACCACGGUGGAACCACUGUUGUUCAUCAUCAUCACUACUACCAUGCACGUCGACUGCAAGAAGCUAACGCGACAGAAGUGGUGGACGGUGGCAAGAGGAGCAUGCGAGAUGCUUGA